Molecule: messenger RNA, 543 nt
Organism: Closterium sp. Naga37s-1
Lineage: Eukaryota; Viridiplantae; Streptophyta; Zygnematophyceae; Desmidiales; Closteriaceae
Source: the annotation of a GenBank genome assembly
AUGGAGGGGCUAUUUUACGCGAUGAGAGGUGAGAAUGGGGGGGAUGAUGGGAAGAAUGGAUGGAGUCGCCGUCUGUUCGACGAUCUGCAGUGGUGCGCGCGGCACCACCCCAUCGGCCACUGGGACGCCAUGGCCGGCCCGGAUGAGUAUUUCAUCUCCAAGUUCUUCUUGGAUCGAGGAGUGCCAUGGACGCACGUGCACAUGCGGUUCGGAGCCAUAUCAUGGGUGGUGGACGAGGCACUACAGGGCCAGGCCCCUCCUGUGUUCAUUCACUACGUCAGUGAGAAGCCCUGGGUCGCCCCUGCUGGCCCCACGAACGACCCUGCUGCCCCUGCUACUUCUACAGUGAAAACGUCUACACCUACUGUGACUUCUACAGUGACGAAUUGGUCGGACUUCUUAGUGUGGGACUCUAUAGCGGAGCAGGUGGUGGGGCUGCUGCAGGCAGCAGGGGAGGAGGAGGCGGGUGCUGCCAGCAGGCUGUUUGCAGGGUGGGAAGCAAGGAGGAAGCUUCCUGUUGUGUUUCCAGAAAAGCAGGCAUGA